Echinops telfairi (small Madagascar hedgehog) is the source of this 1553-nucleotide messenger RNA. RefSeq names its product deoxycytidine kinase (gene DCK). Bases 133 to 915 code for a protein of 260 amino acids. Gene Ontology annotation, cellular component: mitochondrion; cytoplasm. Gene Ontology annotation, molecular function: deoxycytidine kinase activity; ATP binding. The record is from RefSeq and is a predicted model, not a curated record. Lineage: Eukaryota; Metazoa; Chordata; Mammalia; Afrosoricida; Tenrecidae. Gene Ontology annotation, biological process: nucleobase-containing compound metabolic process. The transcript has 7 exons.
GACCGGUUCGCGGGCGACCGGCGGGUUCGUUUAGGUCUGCAGCAGCGCAAGUCCUCGGGCGGACACGCCCGCAUCCGCGGCCCACAGGCAGCCCUUCCUGCCCGCGGGCUCGGAGUAGCAACCCGACUCAGAAUGGCCACCCCGCCCAAGAGGAGCUGCCCGUCGCCCGUGACCAUCGCUAUGGGGACCCACAUCAAAAAAAUCGCCGUCGAAGGGAACAUCGGUGCAGGGAAGUCAACAUUUGUGAAUAUCCUUAAGAAAGUCUGUGAGGAUUGGGACGUGGUUCCUGAACCUGUUGCCAGAUGGUGCAAUGUUCAAAGUACUCAAGAUGAAUUUGAGGAAUUGACAACAUCUCAAAAAAGCGGUGGCAAUGUUCUUCAGAUGAUGUAUGAGAAACCCGAACGCUGGUCUUUUACGUUCCAGUCAUAUGCCUGCCUCAGUCGGAUACGAGCUCAACUUGCCUCUCUCAAUGGCAGGCUCAGAGAUGCAGAGAAACCUGUAUUAUUUUUUGAGCGAUCAGUGUAUAGCGACAGGUAUAUUUUUGCAUCUAAUUUGUAUGAAUCUGACUGCAUGAAUGAAACAGAAUGGACCAUUUAUCAAGAUUGGCAUGACUGGAUGAAUAACCAGUUUGGCCAAAGUCUUGAGCUGGAUGGAAUCAUUUAUCUUCGAGCCACUCCAGAGACAUGCUUGAAUCGAAUAUAUUUACGAGGAAGAAGUGAAGAACAAGGCAUUCCUCUUGAGUACUUGGAGAAGCUUCACUAUAAGCAUGAAAGCUGGCUACUGAACAGGACACUGAAAACCAACUUUGAUUAUUUACAAGAGGUACCAAUCUUAACACUGGAUGUUAAUGAAGACUUUAAGGACAAACAUGAAAGUGUGGUUGAAAAGGUCAAAGAAUUUUUGAGCACUCUGUGAUCGUGCCGAAGACUGUAGGCAUCCAGAUGUUUCCAGAUACUUCGGUCUUGUGUAUCGUUGUCGUUUCAUAUUAAUGGACAUCUCACUAAAAAACCCAAGACUUUUUUUGGGGGCGAUGAAUCCUAUUUAAGUUAUGGCUCGUUACUUAACUGGAAAUUUUAAUGUUACAUAGCAAGAGAUAGUAUGUCUGUGUAAAUUAGUAUACUAUUAUAAGUUUAAAAGUGAAAUUUAAGAACACCUUAGAAUAAGAAUGUUAAAAUUUAUUAUGUUUUUGAUCAAGUGCCUCCUUUCCAACUUAAGUUUAUCUUGAAGGUAAGCACACAAUAGGUUUAACACUCCCUCACUACAUUGAUAUCUCUUGAUGUAUCUAUGACACAAGAGCAUUUUGUUCUCAGUUUGGUAGUGAUAUCUCAGAGAUCAUUUAAUCUUUUUCCUUGCCUUUGUUUUUUCAUUUUCAGUAUGGAAGAGACUUCUUUCAUUCUUUAGCCUGGGGUUUUAGGGGAGAUAAAUGUAAAUUCUUACAUGAUAUAAUGGCUAAUAUGUGUCAAUUUGAUCAGACCAUCAUUUUGUGUGUGUGUGUGUGUGUAAGAAAGAGACUUAUAUACAAGAGCAAUUGAAUAUUGAGAAAACAUCCUAGC